AUGGCGUCCAUGACCAACACUCCUCUUGCCACACUGCGCGCACUACGUGAGCACUUGAUUGCUGGUAAGUCUGUGGGCGUUGAAGAUGAAGAUCUGGUAUUCUAUGACGUUGGAGGUGUGGAGAUUCGGCGUCUUCCCAAGCACAAUGCGACCGCAUACCAUUCAAAAAAGCUGGACAAGAGCUACGACCUAUUGGCUGUGUAUACGUGCUUCAAGUAUGAGACACUGAGCUUUAGUGAUUACGUACUCAAGUGUCGAGAGAAGAAGGCUGCUAUGGUGUCGACUGUAGAUAAGAAGGAAUUGAUGGCGUAUUUGAAAGGGGACAUUGAGACUAGUCCACAGAUUUUAGACGCUAGUGGUCAACCUACGACAAAACGAGGUGAAAAGGAUCGUCGGAAUGUAGCAAAGAAACCGAGAGAAGGAGAAGAGGAUACAAGAGCUACUAAGAUAAAAAAGAUGGCGCAAGAGAAGGAGCAACAGCAGGAGCAGCAGAGACCACAGAAACAGGAUAAGACACUGCGACAAGUGGAGGUGGAAGCUGAGAUGAAGAGAAUUAUGGACAAGGAAUACGUCAUCAAGACAAGAACGACAGUGCUGGAUGCACAUACGACCAAGUUUGAUAAUGUGAUGAAGUUGCUCGAGCUGGUGAAUGCAGAGACCAAGGAGAAGAUUGAGAAGGCCACGAAAGCUUCUUUAGUAGCGACAACGAUAACGAAAAAAGAGCAAUUACCUAUGCAUCGACUCGUAAAAGAGAAGAUUCUGGGCACUCCGAUUAUUGUAGUGCCUGCAGGUUUCUCGGACUUGUUUACAAUGCUAAACGCCAAAGAUUUUCUUGAGGAAGGCGUGUAUGUGUCGAAUAUGCAGAAGAAAGCAGAGGGAAACCGGAAACAACAGUCUAUGAUGAUUACGCACGAAGAGGACGGACAUCUUUACACGUUCAAGGUGGUGGACACUGUUAAUCGCUUUCGUGACAAGGACUGGCGCUCCGUUGUUGGUGUAAUUGUGUCGGGGCAGUCGUGGCAGUUCAAGGGGUGGAAGUGGAAAUUUCCUCUUGAAGUAUUUAAGAAAGUGUGCGGAGUUCACAUUUACAAUCAAGGUUCUCAGCUAAAUCCUGACAUUAAGCAGUGGGAUGUGAAAGUGCUUAUGAUUCAUCCCGACAAGCGGCAUUUGGACAAAGUCGCAGCAAAAGAGUUUUGGCGCUACUUAUUUGCUUUUAUGAAGGUAAAGCUACAGUAG
This is a messenger RNA of Peronospora belbahrii, 1236 nucleotides long. Lineage: Eukaryota; Oomycota; Peronosporomycetes; Peronosporales; Peronosporaceae. The record is from the annotation of a GenBank genome assembly.